UAUUAACCACGCCUGUUAAAAUGGCGGCUCCAAGUGAAGUAAAACUCAUAUCAGUAGAAAAAGAGCUGCACAAUGAAUUAGCUUUAUCUGGAGACCAACUUGUCGUCAUAGACUUCUUUGCUACAUGGUGUGAUCCUUGCAAGAUAAUUGAACCCUUUCUUGACAGUUGUAGCAUCAAGUAUAAAGGAAGAGCCAAGUUCAUUAAAAUUGAUGUUGAUAAAUCUACCCGUGUUGCUGUCAGAUACAAUAUUCAAUCAAUGCCUACAGUCUGCUUCAUUAAGAAUAGUGUCAAGCUUGAUCAAGUUGUUGGAGCUGAUAUAAAGGCUAUAGAGGCUGGUAUAUUGAAACACAUUAAAAAUAGUGACUCUUCAUCUGCCUCUGGUCCUGUCAGUGGUCAGGUUAAUAUUAACAGUAUAAUUGACAUCAGUGGCUCUGAAUGCUUGAACGAAUCUGAUGACAAUACUUUUCAAAACUCACUUGAAUCAAAUAAAGACAUUUACCUUGAAAGUGAUUGCGACGAACAGCUGAUUUUAUCAUUGAAAUUCACUCAACCAGUGAAACUACGUUCCUUACAAGUAACAGCACCCAAAGACGGUAGGGCACCAAAAACAAUAAAACUAUUUAUUAAUCAAACAUACACUCUUGACUUUGAUUCUGCUGAGGGCAAUACACCAGUUCAAACUUUAAAUUUAACAGAGGAAGAUAUUUCCGAUGAUAAACCCCUUCCAUUGAUGUAUCUGAAGUUCCAAAAUGUUCAACAACUCACGAUAUUUGUUGUCAAUAACCAAGGAGAUCAAGAAACAACAGUAAUUAAUUACAUUGGACUGUUUGGUAGUUUAUUAGACUCCACCAAUAUGAAGGAUUUUAAAAGAGUGGCAGGAGAUAAAGGAGAGCGACAUUAAAUGACUGAUGACUUAUUUAUUAUCAGUAAUUAUUUUAUGUAUUCUGCAUACCAUAUAGCAGGUAUACUCCAUUUGAGUUUAAUUUCGUUCUUUUCGUUCUCAUUCCUUGUGGAACGAACAUUUUCCAAACGAAAA
This is a messenger RNA of Amphimedon queenslandica, 1037 nucleotides long. Its product is annotated as thioredoxin-like protein 1. The record is from RefSeq and is a predicted model, not a curated record. The transcript is spliced from 10 exons. Lineage: Eukaryota; Metazoa; Porifera; Demospongiae; Haplosclerida; Niphatidae. The coding region runs from base 21 to 902 and encodes 293 amino acids.